Messenger RNA from Brassica oleracea var. oleracea, 995 nucleotides. RefSeq names its product ferritin-4, chloroplastic. Gene Ontology annotation, molecular function: ferric iron binding; ferrous iron binding. The transcript has 8 exons. Gene Ontology annotation, cellular component: cytoplasm. Bases 53 to 811 code for a protein of 252 amino acids. The record is from RefSeq and is a predicted model, not a curated record. Lineage: Eukaryota; Viridiplantae; Streptophyta; Magnoliopsida; Brassicales; Brassicaceae. Gene Ontology annotation, biological process: intracellular iron ion homeostasis; iron ion transport.
UCUUCUUCAUCAAUAUCCAGUUUUUCUGGCGAAAGCAUCUCAACAGUCAAAAAUGCUUCUCAAGACGGUUUCUUCGUCUUCCGCUGCUCUCUCGCUCGUGAGUCUCCAUGGCGGAGUCAAGGACGUUUCUCCUCAGCUAUCCUCCACGAACCUUCGAGUUUCUUCUGGAAAAUCUGUCUCUGUUCGCGCAACUAAAGACUCAACCACCGACGAGCUAAGCGGCGUCGGUUUCCAGCCGUUUGAGGAGGUUAAGAAGGAGCUCGAUCUCGUCCCAACCAGCGCUCACGUCUCGCUCGCUCGUCAAAAGUACUCAGACGAGUGCGAAUCCGCGAUUAACGAGCAGAUCAAUGUGGAGUACAAUCUCUCGUAUGUGUAUCACGCCAUGUAUGCUUACUUCGAUAGAGAUAACGUCGCGCUCAAAGGUCUUGCCAAGUUCUUUAAGGAAUCGAGUGCGGAAGAAAGAGAGCACGCUGAGAAGUUGAUGGAGUAUCAGAACAAACGUGGUGGGAAGGUUAAGUUACAGUUCAUUGUAGCGCCUCUCUCGGAGUUUGAACACGUUGAUAAAGGAGAUGCUCUCUAUGGGAUGGAGCUGGCUCUGUCACUGGAGAAACUGGUUAAUGAGAAGCUCUUAAACCUCCACAAUGUUGCUUCCAAGAACGGAGAUGUUCACUUGGCUGAUUUUAUUGAGAGCGAGUUUCUGACCGAGCAGGUGGAGGCAAUCAAGAAAAUUUCAGAGUAUGUAGCUCAACUAAGAAGAGUUGGCAAAGGACACGGGACAUGGCAUUUCAAUCAAAUGCUUCUGGAACAGUAAAAGCUGCUUCAAGGGAAUUAAUCGUGGGGUUUACUCUAUGAAGCUCUCUAGCAAUGUAUCAACUAGUUUGUGUGUUAGUUUCUGAAGGUUUUGUGAUGUAGACUUUUUUUAUUUUGAUUUUGCAUGACCCGAAGAGAUAUGACUUUGAAAGUCAGUGGUAUGAAUGAGUUCUUCGAGCGCACUA